GCCACCCCCUCGGCCACCCCACCCUGAGGGCAGCAGGAUGGCCCAGCAGCGCCACGCCAUCCCCCCACCACUUAAGACAGAGGAGGACUACAUCCCCUACCCCAGCGUGCAUGAGGUGCUGGGCCGGGAGGGGCCGUUCCCCCUCAUCCUCCUGCCACAGUUUGGGGGUUACUGGAUCGAGGGCACCAACCACCAGCUGAGCGGGGCACCCGAAUCCCCCCCCACCCCGGCACCCAGCACCCGGGCAAGGCUUGAGGGCAACCACACGGCCAAGAUCUACCGCAAGCACUUCUUGGGCAAGGAGCACUUCAACUACUACUCCCUGGACCCGGCGCUGGGUCACCUCGUCUUCUCCCUCAAGUACGACGAGCAGGAGCACCUCCACCUGCUGCUGCGCACCCGCACCCGCACCCUGCACGACGUGGUGCCCAUCUCCUGCCUGGCUGAGUUCCCCAACGUAGUGCAGAUGGCCAAGCUGGUGUGCGAGGAUGUCAACGUGGAUCGCUUCUACCCCGUGCUCUACCCCAAGGCGUCCCGCCUCAUCCUCGCCUUCGACGAGCACGUGCUCAGCAACCACUUCAAAUUUGGGGUCAUCUACCAAAAACUGGGGCAGACCUCCGAGGAGGAGCUUUUCGGCACCACGGAGGAGAGCCCGGCGUUCACUGAAUUCCUCGACGUCCUGGGUCAACGGGUGCAGCUGCGGGACUUCAAGGGGUUUCGGGGGGGGCUGGACGUGACCCACGGGCAGACGGGCAGCGAGUCGGUCUACUGCCAUUUCCGCGACAAGGAGAUCAUGUUCCACGUCUCCACCAAGCUGCCCUACACCGAGGGGGACGCCCAGCAGCUGCAGCGGAAGCGUCACAUCGGCAACGACAUCGUGGCCAUCGUCUUCCAGGACGAGAACACCCCCUUCGUCCCCGACAUGAUCGCCUCCAACUUCCUCCACGCCUUCGUGGUGGUGCAGCUGGAGCAGGGCGGCUCCCAGGGCACCCUCUACAAGGUCUCCGUCACCGCCCGUGACGAUGUGCCCUUCUUCGGCCCGCCGCUGCCCGACCCCGCCGUCUUCAGGAAGGGCCCCGAGUUCCAGGAGUUCCUGCUGACGAAGCUCAUCAACGCCGAGUACGCCUGCUACAAGGCCGAGAAGUUCGCCAAGCUGGAGGAGCGGACGCGGGCGGCGCUGCUGGAGACGCUGCACGAGGAGCUGCAGGCCCGCAGCCAGGCCAUGCUGGGGCUGGGCCCCGACGAGGAGCGCCCCGACAACGGCGCCGCCGCCCCGGGUUUCUUCGAGUCCUUCAAGCGGGCGCUGCGGGGCCGCAGCCCCUCCCUGGAGGCCGUGGGGCUGGGACCCCGCCGGGCCCCCCCAACGCCCCCCCCCAACGCCGCCAACGCCGCCGCCGUCGCCGCCGCCGGAGCCCCCGACGGCGCCCCGGGGGCCGCCUGCGUGAGUGCCCCGCCCCCGGGACACGCCCCCACCGCGCUGGCCACGCCCACCGCCCCGCCAGUGUGCUGGCGGGCGCUUGGCUGA
This is a messenger RNA of Gavia stellata (red-throated loon), 1525 nucleotides long. It is a transcript of the gene RAP1GAP, whose product is annotated as RAP1 GTPase activating protein. The coding region runs from base 38 to 1525 and encodes 495 amino acids. Gene Ontology annotation, biological process: activation of GTPase activity; regulation of small GTPase mediated signal transduction. The record is from RefSeq and is a predicted model, not a curated record. Gene Ontology annotation, cellular component: membrane; cytoplasm. The transcript is spliced from 15 exons. Gene Ontology annotation, molecular function: GTPase activator activity. NCBI's taxonomy places the organism in Eukaryota, Metazoa, Chordata, Aves, Gaviiformes, Gaviidae.